CUUGUCGCCAGCUCAUCGAACAAACGAAUCCUGCUUCUGCGGUAUACACUGCAGCAGCAUACGGAGGAUACGGGAGUUUGAUCGCUUUCAAACUAUCACGAUCAUUGUGAAAAAUGUUUUCUGCUUCGGAUAAAAUGAUGUUAGUUGUGAUUGCGGUAUUGGUUGUGUCAACAUUUCCACGUACAAAUGCUAUUAUGUUCCGGUUAGCUCCAAACACGCAAAAAUGUCUUCGAGAUGAAAUGCAAGGCAAUCAAAUUGUAGCCGGCGAAUACGAAAUAACUAACGCACCGGGACAAAAGAUUGAUUAUGUGGUACGAGACACGAAAGGACACAUCAUGGCACAAAAAGACGACAUCUCUAAAGGAAAGUUUUCAUUUACAUCGGAAGUUUACGACACAUUCGAGAUAUGCUUUAUUUCACAUGUACCACCAACUCAUCGAGGAAUAGACCAAGAAGUUUUACUGGAUGUGAAAAAAGGCAUUGAAACUAAAAGUUAUGAAGGGAUUGGUGAGGCUGCAAAAUUAAAACCUUUGGAAGUGGACUUGAAAAGGCUCGAAGAUCUGUCUGACGCUAUUGUGCAAGAUUUUGCAUUGAUGCGAAAACGCGAGGAAGAAAUGCGUGACACAAACGAAUCAACAAACAGUCGAGUACUUUUCUUUAGCAUUUUCAGUAUGAGCUGCUUGCUAGGUCUCGCCACAUGGCAGGUGUUAUACCUGAGACGGUACUUCAUUGCGAAAAAACUAAUUUAACCGCAAGUGUUCUUUCGAUGCAAUACAGAUAUAUACUUUGGAGGAACCGAAUAAAUUACUAAAGAAAA
Anopheles moucheti is the source of this 817-nucleotide messenger RNA. RefSeq names its product transmembrane emp24 domain-containing protein bai (gene bai). The coding region runs from base 114 to 749 and encodes 211 amino acids. Gene Ontology annotation, biological process: Golgi organization; endoplasmic reticulum to Golgi vesicle-mediated transport; intracellular protein transport. The transcript has 6 exons. The record is from RefSeq and is a predicted model, not a curated record. Lineage: Eukaryota; Metazoa; Arthropoda; Insecta; Diptera; Culicidae. Gene Ontology annotation, cellular component: Golgi apparatus; endoplasmic reticulum; COPII-coated ER to Golgi transport vesicle.